Messenger RNA from Nilaparvata lugens (brown planthopper), 7951 nucleotides. Its product is annotated as unconventional myosin-Ie. Gene Ontology annotation, cellular component: plasma membrane; actin cytoskeleton; myosin complex. The coding region runs from base 393 to 3548 and encodes 1051 amino acids. Gene Ontology annotation, molecular function: actin filament binding; ATP binding; microfilament motor activity. NCBI's taxonomy places the organism in Eukaryota, Metazoa, Arthropoda, Insecta, Hemiptera, Delphacidae. The record is from RefSeq and is a predicted model, not a curated record. Gene Ontology annotation, biological process: vesicle transport along actin filament; actin filament organization. The transcript is spliced from 23 exons.
AUCAUUGUCAACUGUGAACUGUCAAGUGCCAAAAUAAAAACAGAUAUUAUUCGUGUUUUGUAGAGUGUUUCUGUGUUAAUUAUCUAAUUUCAAUUGAUUUAUUGAAGUAUGACUUUUUUAAUCAAUGAAAAACAGCCCGGGCAAAACUCUUAAAUUGUUCAGUGAUAUUGUAAAACUUCAAAUAGUGAAAAUUUCAAGGUUCAUCAACGCUCUUCCUGUUUGUCGGUAUUGUGAUUGUGAUAGGGUUAUGUUCUAACAAAGAUUUGACGUUUAGCAACUAGAAUUUAUUUAUUGACUCACCACUGUGACUCAUAACACGAAUCUAAUGAUAUAAAACAUAUAUCUCAACUUUACCAAUAUUUUGAUUGUAAUUCAAUGAAUCGUCUUCAAUUAUGGUUUACCACUGGCAAUCUCACAAUGUCAAGCUAUCAGGAGUCGAUGACAUGGUUCUUCUGCCAAAAGUAUCUCAGGAAGCAAUUGUUGAAAACCUUAGAAAGAGGUUUAUGGAUGAUUACAUCUUUACUUGUAUUGGUCCAGUAUUGGUGUCAGUCAAUCCAUUCAAACAAAUGCCUUACUUUGGAUCGAAGGAGAUUGAUAUGUAUCAAGGAGCUGCUCCAUACGAAAACCCGCCACACGUGUAUGCACUUGCAGACAAUAUGUUCCGAAAUUUGACGAUAGAUAACGAAAGUCAAUGUGUGAUAAUAAGUGGAGAAUCCGGAGCUGGAAAAACAGUUGCUGCCAAAUACAUCAUGUCGUAUAUUGCGACAGUAUCAGGAGGUGGUCAGAGAGUUCAGAAAAUCAAGGACGUAAUCCUCGAGUCGAACCCUCUACUUGAGGCAUUUGGAAAUGCAAAAACUCUCCGAAAUAAUAAUUCCAGUAGAUUUGGGAAAUAUGUGGAAAUGCAAUUUGGUGCUGGUGGUCAACCUGAAGGUGGAAAAGUCUCAAAUUUUCUCCUGGAAAAGUCAAGAGUUGUAUUGCAGAAUAGUGGUGAACGUUCUUUCCACAUAUUCUAUCAAUUAUGCUGUGGUGCUGAUGAAAAAACCAAAAAAGAACUGGGCUUAGCUCAUAUGAACUAUUACAGUUACCUAAAAGGAGGUGGGAGUCAUGUAGUUGAAGGAACCAAUGAUUCUAACGAAUUUAAGGAGACUUUGAAAGCUAUGAAUGUGAUGGGCUUGACCAAGCCAGAACAAACGUCCAUAUUCCAAGUGGUCUCAGCCGUUCUCCACAUUGGAAACAUCACGUUUAUUGAGAAAGGAAAUUACGCAUGCAUUCAGGACAAUGCUUCACUGGAAUACCCCUCAUUCCUGUUGGAAGUGAAAACGGAGCAUUUAAAAAGCAAACUGCAAAGUAGAAGAUUCGAAGGCAAGUGGGGUAAAACGGAUGAUAGCAUAGAAGUAACGCUCACUAAAACUCAGGCCGAAUACACUCGAGAUGCUUUGGCCAAGGCUCUCUAUGCCAGGCUAUUCGAUAAAUUAGUUGAUACGGUGAAUAUGGCGAUGAAAACGAAACAGCAGGGCAACAAUAUUGGAAUCUUGGACAUCUAUGGCUUUGAAAUAUUCCAGCAGAACGGAUUCGAACAGUUCUGCAUCAACUUUGUCAACGAGAAGCUGCAGCAGAUCUUCAUUCAGUUGACGCUCAAAGCUGAACAGGAAGAGUACAUAGCAGAGAACAUUCGAUGGACGCCGAUCGACUACUUCAACAACGCCAUAGUGGUGGGUCUGAUGGAGCAUCGCUCUCCGCCCGGCAUAUUCAGUAUACUCGACGACAUAUGCGCCACUAAGCAUGCCGUUACUAGCGGCAUUGAUGACGAUUUCCAUAAGAAAUUGAACAAGGAAUUUACAAAACAUCAGCAUUAUGGACAAACAACAGACGGGUUCACCAUUCACCACUAUGCUGGCUCGGUCACCUACAACGUCGAAGGAUUCUGUGAUAAAAAUAGAGAUGUGCUUUUCACAGAUUUGAUUGAACUCAUGCAAGAUAGCAACAAUGCAUUCAUCAGAGAACUGUUCACCGACUCGGUGCCAAAUGAUACGAAAACCAAGUCGAGGCCGAGCACAGCCGGCAACAAGAUUAGAAGUCAAGCAAAUAUGCUGGUCAAUCGGUUAAUGGCUUGUACUCCUCAUUAUAUUAGGAUUCUUUUCAUCGGCAGGUAUGCAAUCCUGACUAGAGAGACAUGGCCGCAUUGGAGGGGGGACGAGAAGGAUGGCGUCCGUCAUAUUCUGAAGAGUGUCAACCUCGACCACAACAAUUACCAGCUGGGCAUUACCAAAGUAUUCAUCAAAGCUCCUGAAUCGCUUUUCCUUCUGGAAGAACGACGUGACAGGAAGUUCAACUUCUAUGCAAAAAUAAUCCAACGCGCCUUCAAAAAGUACUUCGCCAGACAACAGCGAGAGAGACAGAAAGAGGAAGCGGCCAAUAUACUGUUUGGGAAGAAAAUGAGACGAAAAUACUCUUUGAAUAGAAAUUUUAUGUGCGAUUACAUUGGGGUCGAGAGUAAUCCUGGCUUGCUGUCGCUUAUUGGACCGAGAGAGAAGAUAUUAUUCGCCGAAGUGGUCAAGAAGUAUGACAGAAAGUUUAAGGUAUCGAUGAGGGACCUGAUUCUAACGCCGAAGGCACUCUAUCUGAUUGGACGCGAAAAAGCUAAGAAGAAGAACUUGUGGAGUCAAUCAGAGUACAUCGAAGUGGUUAAGAGAAAAAUAGAGUUUGAUCAAAUCGCUGACGUAACAAUGAGCUCUCAACAGGAUGACUUCGUCAUAAUUCAUCUGAAAGCAGACUUUGAUAGUUUACUUGAACUCGUCUUCAAAACUGAGUUCGUUUUUGCUCUGGCCAAAAUUUAUGCUGCACAUUGUAAACGAGAAUUGCUAGUCAAAUUUGUGGAUAGCUGUGAGUUCCGCGUGAAAAAGAUAGCGUGGAGUGGCGGAGGAGUGAGGAAUGUGAAGUUUGAGCUGCAACUGGCCGGAGAUGAAGCCACACGGACUCCGUCCGGCAAAACUCUCGUUGUAUCCAUUGGACCAGGGUUGCCCAAAGCAUCCAAGCCAAAUGUGAGCAAACCUUCGUCGAAACAGCGACCCGCCGCCGGCACACGGCGACCCAACAAGAUGCCCCCAGCGCCCAAUCGGUCAGCGCCGCUCCCGCCCGGGGGGGCAGCAGGGGGACGCCCAGGGGGCCAGGGGCGCAAACAGUACGCGGCCCCUUCACGGUCCUCGAGCAAGCAUACGAGCCCCUCCCCCUCCCGCCGAGCCCGCACCCCCCAACCAGCCUACCAUCUGGUCGCACAUCUAUGGCAACACCGGACCCGCGGUGGUACAGAAAAGAGGGAAGCGCCUAAGAAACCUCCUCCACCAACGAAAAAACCAAAUGUUAUGGCAAAACCGAAUAUACCUCGCGUGAAAGCACUGUAUAACUACUCGGCACAAGAUUUGGAUGAGCUGUCAUUCAAGGAAGGUGACAUCAUAGAUUUGAUCAAAGAACAUGAUGGAGGGUGGUGGCAGGGGAGACUGCGGGGAAAGGAGGGACUACUGCCCGCCAAUUAUGUUGAAAAAUUAUAAAAUCAUUUCUAUUACCAAAGAUUCUAUCGAAGUAUUACUAAUCAAUCACAGAGUAUACAUUAUUUAUCGUUAACUAUUAUUUUUUUAUUUUCGACCGUUAUUAAUUUUAUUUAAAAGUAGAGUAUUUUCUUUUCAAUCGAAUAUAGGAUUCAUAUUUCAACCCUCCUUAGUAAUAAUUUAAUAUCUUGUACAAAAUGCUUAGUCCACUGAUGCUUUUGGAAGAAUUAUUUCUGGAAAAGUAAACUUUUCCAAUCCAGUACAAAUUCGUAUUUCCAUAAUAUUUUAUAUUGAAUCGAAAUUGUAUUUUCAGUAUUGGCUCUCUCAUUUUUACAGUUUACCAUUUCAGAUGUUCCUUUCUAGAAAGGUUUUGAUUGCAUUUCUACUUUGGUGGUGUAUUUUGUCCAAUUAAUUAUAAUUGCUAUGACGAACUUUGAUAGUUUAAGUUGUUUAAACUGUGUGAUUUAACAACAAUAACAAUGUGAUCCUCAGAAAUUGUGAUUAAUCAAGAUAUUAUAUUAAUGAAUUAGACAAUACUUUUAAUUCUAAUUAUAAGUAGGAACGUAUUUUUGGAAAUUGUUGGCCUAGAUAUUCUAACUAAUGAUCGUUAAGUGGAGUAAAACUUAUAAUAUGAAGCCUACUUGGUGCAUAACACUCCAUGGAGAAAACAUAGGUACUUUAUCUAUUCUUAUUCUAUUAUAGUACUAAUGUGCUAUGUACUUGUAUUUUUUAUAUCAACUUCCCUCCUGAUUGAAAGUUAUUAGGAUUCUAUCAGGUAUCAGGACAGGUUCCUAAGCUUUAAUUUUACUCUAUCUACAAUCUUCCAUCGUAUUUUCAUGUCUCAAAGUAAUGCGAGCUAUUUAAGUAUCACAAUCCUACAUAGAACAAGUACUUUUAUGUUUCUUAGUUAUAUAGUUGACUAUGAUAUAUUUUUAUCGCUUUUGAUAUAAGUUAUUUACUUUUUCCUUUUAAUUCUUUUUUAUUACAAGAAGGUUGUUAAUUUUGUAGAGUGUUCAAGGUUUCUUUUGAGCCAUUGUACUUUCCGGUACAUAAGAUAACAAUCUGCAAUUUACUAUAAUGUAUUUUUCUACAUAUCAUAACAUAAUGUGAACCAAAUAUUUCAAACACAAUAAAACAUAUAAAAUAUAUUUAAUUCCCUUUCUACAGGUAUAUUCCUUUUUUGUCAGUUUUUGCCUGAUCUUGCCUUGACUUAUCAUACUUGACGUGCAAUUUCUCGAAAAAUUAAUAAUGAUAAAUUACUUAAUUGUUAUUAUUUUACUAUCCAGAUGAAUGGAUGAUUGGAUGAAAUCAACACAUUUUUUAGUCCUACACAUCAUGUUAAAAAUAUAGAAUUGAUGAAUUUAUCAUUAGAUUCACACAAUAAUAUUUGAGUUAAUAUUAUAUAGACCUAUAAAAUUACUGGUAUUAGGAUUGUUAAGUUUUCUCAACAUUAUAACUAACUAUAACUACACCAAUCGUUUUGAGAAUUUAUAAAUCGUGUUAUAAAUCAAGGAAUUUAUUUAAAUUAGUAUUAGACAUAAUGUUUCUAUAACAUUUGGCAAUAAGUAUUCAACCAGUAUAAACGAUGAGUGUUUUAAAUAAUCAGAAUAACUCACAAUAGGUAUGUCAAAUUUCCACAAUAAUUGAAAUAUUUUACUACCAAAUAUUAUUCAAUAACAAUUUCACAACCAAUUCUAAUCAAUAAAGCAUGAUUUUUCUAACAUUUUACUUUAAGUUUAUAACGUAGGCCUAUUAUAAAUCAAUUAACGUUAUUUCAGUAGAAAUAAGUACCGUGCUCACAAAAUUGUCACAAUAAUGAAUACGUUUAAUCAACAAAUAAUGUUUAAUCAACAACAUAAUGUAUGUGACUAUAGUUUAUAGAUACCGUAUUAAUGAUGAUGAUGAUGCUUGUCAAAAAUAUAGUUUUUCAGAAUAUUAUAAGAAAAUUUUCAGAUAUAAUUUGAAAAUAUCUUCUAUCUUCAGCCAAUGGUCCAGUUUUAAUUACCGUAAUCAGAAUAGCCCGCAAUUUACUAGUAGCCAAGCUUAUGAUCUGUUUCAUGAUUUAUGAAUUAAUGCAUUGUUUUAAUAAAUUAUUAGUCUAUUCUAAACUUUAUAACAUUUGAAACUCAGUGAUAAUGUUGUGUGAUUUGUAUUAUAAAGUAUAUUAUAGCCUUUGAUAUUUAAUUGGUAAUUAAAGUGCCUUAGAGAGGUGUUAAUUUUUUAUCAUGAAUCAACUUUCUUUUUUUAUCAUGAAUCAGCUAUGACAGUUUUUUUUUCAUAAACUACCAUGAAUCAAGUUGAAACUAUAACUUCAUAUUUUAUUCAUUAUUUUUAAAACGGAGGUUUUUCAUCCCAAAAUAAUGAUAUAGGUUAUUGAAAUUUUACUUUAUGGGAAUAGUUGAUUGUAGUAACCAUAAUAUACCUAAAGAUCAAAAUGGCAUUUAUCUAGUAUCAAUAAUCUCGUUUUAGGAUAUUUGAAAGACCCUAAAAAAUAUCAAUUUAUUCUUAGAAAUGCAUUUUUGGUUAUUAAUAACAACUAACUUCAACUUCAUAAUCAAUGAUGAAGAACUUGAAGAGAUUCAUUUAUAUUUUCCAUGAAAGUUGAUUGAAUAUGAUUAACUUCAUUUAUAAUGUUUGUGGAUAACUUUUUCCAUUCCUCUCCUAUUCACAAAAUUGAUCAAACUGUAGCCUAAUAUGACCUAGUUAUUGAAACAUCAGUUGGUUAUCUCUAAUUAAUACAUUUUCAAGAGUAUUAAGCUCUAAUACAUAUCCAUAUAGCUAGCUCUUUACAUGAUGGUGAACAUUGAUUACAAUUAACUACUGUAAUAUGAGUGCACUUCACUUUUUUGUGCUGGACUUUCUCUUGAAUUGUAAAUUCUCUUGUUUUUUAUAUUUUUCUUGUAAUUUAUGAACUAUGUACUUUAAUAAUUAUGACAGUGAAAAUUCUGUUUACAAUAAUUUUUGGAAAUCAUCAAGCUGAAAAGCAUAACAUAUUUAUUAAAUGUUUAAUGUUUUGUUUGAGUGUUGAAUCUUUAUAUUUUCAACUUCCAACUGAGUGAGUGUUGCCGUUCAAUAUUUUUGUAUUCAAAUGAUUGAUUGAAGUCAGGGAUAUAAAAUCGAAUUGUUCUAUCAAAAUAAGUGCCUUAUUUUGGUUUUUUGUAAUUUCAAUUUUUUGGUUUUACAAAGAUAAUUUUUGAAAAAAUAUCAAUAUGCUCUAUUUUCUUCACAUUGAACCAGUAUUAUAUUAAUAUUAUACUCUGUAGGCUUACCCAGGCUCUAAUAUUUUUCAAAUACGAAAUUGGGAUUUUCAUAAAUAAUGUUAAACUGUUGCACUUAUAUCAGUUAUUAUUCCUUAUGUAUUCUAUCAUUUGCUUAGUCAGUUAAUAAAAAUAUAUCUAGUACUUGAAACAUUACUUGAAAAAUACUGUUUAGAUUAACAACAUUGAAGAGACUUUAAAUGUGAAAAAAAUCCACUUUAUUUUAGAUUAACAAAUCUAAAUUGAUAAUAACUCUAUUGAAUAAUAUAAGAAUUUACUCAGGUUUUUGUUACUGCAAAGUAGUAUGCAUUUGUCUUAUGAAGAGAAGCUUUGCCAUACUCCUUUCAAUAAAGUUAUUAUCAUGUUUUUCGUCAUGGAAAACAACGUCUAUCUAUUAUUUUUCAUGAACAAAUUCAUACAGGAAAAUUUAGUGGAGUUGCGAUUGAUAUUGUUAAGGGCUAUGUCUGUCUUGAGAAUACUGUAAUGUAGAAUUAUGGUGAUAUUAUUGUUGAUAUUAUUAGGCCUAUUAAUGUUGAUGUUGCAAUUCACCAUCUUAUUCAUUUUGAAUGAUGAUAUUCUAAAUGUGGGACCUAUUCUCUAUAUUAAUAGAAAUAAGGAAAUAUGGUAUCAUAGAACAUUAUGUAUAUUUGGAAACUACAAAAUAAAUGUUAUAUAGUAUAAGAUAAUUCACACACUUUUUUUUAUGGUAUUUUUUCUUAUACGGUUUUUGGAAAACAUGUUUUAUUCUCUUACUCAAUACCCAAUACGUCACUGCCAAAUUAUAACAGGAAUAUUAGAGUGAAUUUAUACUAGAAAAAAUAGUACUUACAGUACAAUGAUUUGCAUUCAAAGCAUUCCAUUAUGUUUAUCAAAAUUCAAAGUGAUAAAAUUAAAUAUAUUUUUCUCUAGAAUUAUGUGAAGACUUGAACCAAACUUUAUAUAAUUGCUUCCUUUGAUAUUACUUUAUUUGGUAUCGCAUACUUUUUAUUUAUUUGUAGUAUUCAGUCCACCUGCUUUGAAUUUCGUAUUCUUGAACAAUUAUUUGCAUCAUAAGAUUGAUUGUUACUAAGUUUUAGUGCUUCACAAAGUAUAGCUAAUCAGUUUAGUUAUUGUAUCGUUAACAAUAAAAGCCCGUUCAUUACUAUUUGA